Astrephomene gubernaculifera is the source of this 4106-nucleotide messenger RNA. NCBI's taxonomy places the organism in Eukaryota, Viridiplantae, Chlorophyta, Chlorophyceae, Chlamydomonadales, Astrephomenaceae. The record is from the annotation of a GenBank genome assembly.
CAGCUAACGUUUGUGUUGUUGAAUCAAGAGAACUUGAACGCAAACACUUUAAAGGCGUCGACCUUUAAGAGGCGACAAACCGUUUGGUGAAGUUACUGCAGCCUAAAGGCUGAUACAAUAGAGGGCUUUGAUUCAUGUAGUUUGGAUAACCCAACUCUUAGCAGUUCCUAGCUGUCGAAGCCAUGGACGCCGAACUCAUGCAGCUGCGGUCAGCGCUAAAUGAUAAAGACAUGGAGCUCAUGGAGCUGAGGGAACAGCAUGUGCGGCUUUUGACGCACAGCCAGCAAGCUCGAAAUGAAUGGGAGAUGGCUUUGGCAUGUAAGGAGCGAGCUCUUUUGGAGCUUGAGGGAGCCUUGGCAUCAAGGCAGAGAAUGGUCGAGCAGCUGACUGCCUCGGCAACCCAUGCGGCGGAAGUGAACAUCGACUUGCAAGAGAAGACAGCGCAAGUUCAGGCGUUGGAAAAGGUGCUGGGAGACGCGCGUGUGAAAAUCAGCAGCCUGAAGGCGACCAUCGCCGACCAAAAGCGCCAGUUGGAUGCCGCCAACUUGGAGCUCCAGCUGCGCGGCCAGGACGACAUGCGCGUGGAGCAGCUGCGCAAGCAGCUUACAGCAGCUUUCGAGGAGGAGUUGCGGCUAGCUGACCAACGUAGCCACAUGCACGAGGAGCUGAAUCGUGGGCUUUCCUCGGAGUUGCAGAAGCUGAAAGAGCUGCUGGCACGCAGGGACCAUGAGGUUCGGGCGCUGGAGGACCGGCAGGCGCAGGCGAAGCAGCAGAUCCUCAGGCUGCAGCGAGAGGUAUCCAAGCUAGGUGGACCGUCUACAGGUGCUGGCGGCGGCACAACCUCGCAGGAGGAGGCGGAGUACGACGACGUUUGGGCAGAGGAGGACAGGGGGUUCCCCGCUUCCCGCUCGGCUCUCCCGCCUCGGCGCCGGACGGUCGGCGGCAACCCGGAUGCGCCUGCGAGGAGGCUGACCGCGGAGGACUCUGACCUGCAGCAGGCCUAUGCAGAGCUGGACGAGUUGCGACGGCGGCGGCAUGCCAUGGCUGCGGGUGGCCUUGCUCAUGACUACUCGGGUACGGCACAGCAGCCGCAGGCGUCAGGAGGCGGGGUUGUGCCCCAGCGGCCAGCGUCGCCCCCCAGCCAGCGGCUGCAGCAGCAGCCCCUGCUGGAGCAGCUGGCUCAGCAGGAGCAGCGGCAUGAGCAGGCCGUCUCGACACUCCGGAAGCAGGUGGAGCUGCUGCAGCAGCAGCUUGCGGCGGUGGCGACAAAGCUGCAAGUGCGGGAUGCGCAGGCGAAGAAGUACAAGGAGGCAGUCAGGCUGCUGAAGGCUCAGCUCUCAACCUCCGAGAGCGCUCUCUCCGAGCGCCAGGCAAAGAUAGUUGAGCUGCACGAGGAGCUCUCGGCGCUCAAUCGCCUGCUAAAGGAGGCGCCUCCGCCGGCUCCCCAGCCGCCGCAGCCCGCCGCCGCCACGACGGCGGCAGCGGCGGCCAUAGCGGAAGCCGAGGCGUCAGCUGAGGAGGCGGCCGCCCUUGCAGCGCAGCUGGCAGCGCUGCGGCAGCAGCUUAACGAGAAGGAUGCGGCGCUGGCGGCGCUCCGUCGGGAUGUGGCGGAUCGUGAGGCGCUACGGGUGGAGGCGGUUGAGCGCGCCAUGGAUGCGGUACGGCGUGCGGGCGCUGCGGAUGAGGCGACGGCGCGGGUGACGGCGCAACUGCGGGAGGCGUUGGAUAAGGUUGCAGCGCUGGAGGUGCAGCAGCAGGCGGCUGCCGCAGCGACUGCAGCGGCGGCGGCGGCAGCAGCGGCGCAGCAAGCAGCAGUGCGGGUUGCUGAAGCGGAGCCUGUGGUCAGGAAGCCUGGAGACCUGGAGGCGCAGGCUCGGGAUGCCGAGGACCGGCUUGCAGAGGCCCUGCGCAGCGCGGAACUGGCCAAAGCGCGGCAGCUGGAUGCGCAGAAGCGAGCUGACGAAGCUUCAAGGCAGCUGGCAAGUCUGGAAUCCCGGCUGGAGGAGGCCGAGCGUAAACUCGCUGAGUACCGGCGUGCAGUCGAGCGCGCGGAGCAACGGGCGGAACGGGCGGAGCGCAGCACUCGGGACGUGGAGACGCAGCUGGUGGACGCCGUCAGGCGUGCCAGCCAGGCGGAGUCCUACAGUGACACCCUGGAGCGGCGGUUACGUGACAUGGAGAGCCGUGUGGUGGAGGUGGAGCGGCAUGCUAAGGAUGCGGAGGCUCGUGGAAUAGAGGCCGAGUCACGGAUGAAGGCGGCGGAGGGUCGCGCGGUGGACGCCGAGAAGCGCUGCAUUGACUGCGAGUCGCGGCUGACAGUGAGUGAGCGGCGCGUCCGGGAGGCGGAGAACCAGCUGACAGAGCUGACUCGGCGCUGGCGGGACACGGAGCGGCAGAAGCAGGAGGCGGAGGUGCAGGCGCGGGCGGCGGAGGCGAGCGCAAAGCAGGCCAAGAGUGACAAGGACAACGAGGUGCUAGCCGUCACUCGGGCAAUGGAGGCCCGGCGGGGUCAAGAGCAGCGACAAGUCCAGGAGCUGCAGUUGUCUAUAGAGCUCAUAACCCGCGCGCGGGAUAACGCCGAGUCGCGGGUGCUGGAGCUGGAGUCGUCGCUGCGUGCCUCCGAGCGCAUGGUGGCCUCCCUGCAGGCGGGAGCCAGCGCGGACUCGAUCAGGGCGGUGUACGAGGAGCGGUUACGCGCACUGGAGGAGGGCAUCAGCAGUCGCGAUCGCACCCUGGCGCAGCUGCGGGACAGCCUGCUGCAAGCCGACGUGGAGUACAAGAAGAGCCUGCAAGCCCUGGUCGUCGAGGUCCAGACCAAGACGGCGGCGCUGCUGGAGGCUGAGCGGCGGUUUGCUGAGCUGGAGGCGGUGAUGCAGCGCAUGGUUGCUCGGUCGGGUGCCACAUGAUAUGCUGCUUCAGCACCGUACGUUUCCUCUCAACGGAUGCAUCUGAGUGCUAAUGGAUCAACUUUAUACGAGCAACAACUGCGAAUGCCAGGGUGUCAAGCAAUCUUCGUGCCAACCAACCUUACCAGCUUGCGCCCCAUAACGACCUUACCCCAACCCAACCUUCGCUACGUUCCAUGCCGCGCCAUUCCUAGUUCGGUUGCAUCCAUUCCUACGACGCUUUCUCAUGAGAACCCAAGCCACAACUCCCAGCCAAAUGGUUGUUUAACCCAACCAGUCAUGUCAUCUCCCAACCACGUCGACACCAACUAACCGAGCCACCACAAUUAUCAUCGCCGCCAGCAUUGCCGUUGCCAUUAGCUGCCGCCACCGUGGGUCCAACAAGCGCCGACCCAUGGGUCGCAUUCUGCGCUGCUGCGCUGUCAAGCCGAGCCGUGGGGUACAGCAUUGCAAAGUCCAUGCGCCUGGGCACCUCCACCACCAGACACGUCACGAAGCCCGACAGCCAGAUCAGCAGCGUCUGCGCCAGCGCGUGCGGCAGGUACAACUGGUAGGCUGCGAGUGCGUAGAGGAGCACACAGUGCAGAGUGUGCUGCGGCAGGCGGCGCCGUGUGCGCACCUGAGGGUGCAACGUUUUGCGGAGGUUUUGAGUAAAUUCGUCAUAACCAUGCCAGCUGGGGGUUCACAACAAGGAGGUCCACUCUUCUCUUCUACAGCCCCCCAGGAUGUAACCCGACGUUCCCGGCCCACACACACGCCCCCCCUGCUUCCACGCGCACCUGGUCAAACGCGUUGCGCUGAAUGCCGUCCAUCAGCACCUCCAGCCCCACACCUCGCAGCCGCUGCACCAUGCUGCCCGGCGGCGUCAGGAUGCCCAGCGCCAUGGGCAGCGUCAGCGCCGCCAUCUCCACAUAGCCACACAGCAGCACCCACGCCUCGCGCCUCGACACCGCCCACUGCGGGUCGGGCCGCGGCUGCGAGGGACCCACGCCGCGGCUGAUACGGUGCACGCCGCCGGGCAGCUGCGGCGCCAAGCGGAGGAGUGCGCCGACGCUGGUGCAGGCCGCUAGCAGCAGCAUGGCGGCCUUGGGUGCAAAGGCGAGGAUGCGGAGCAGCAGGUGAGGCCCGACCAGCUGCGGGGCGGAGGGGCAAGAACGGGCGAGCAGAGGAAGGCGGGUGAGAAGGCAGCACCCCAGGGGG